Molecule: messenger RNA, 189 nt
Organism: Solanum tuberosum (potato)
Lineage: Eukaryota; Viridiplantae; Streptophyta; Magnoliopsida; Solanales; Solanaceae
Source: RefSeq
CAACGAAAAUCCUCUUGAUGUCUUAUUCCAGGAAGUUUAGUAACAAAUAAUGCCUGCAGAUAGACUAUACUAUGUUUUAGCCUGCCUGCUGGCUAGCUACUAUGUUAUGUUAUGUUGUAAAAUAAACACCUGCUAAGGUAUAUCUAUCUAUAUUUUAGCAUGGCUUUCUCAAUAAAUUGUCUUUCCUUA